Molecule: messenger RNA, 516 nt
Organism: Peniophora sp. CBMAI 1063
Lineage: Eukaryota; Fungi; Basidiomycota; Agaricomycetes; Russulales; Peniophoraceae
Source: the annotation of a GenBank genome assembly
AUGUCGACCCCAUCUCUACCCAACGUUUUUUUCGACUUCACUAUCGAUGACAGGCCCGUGGGGCGCGUUGUCUUUCGGCUGUACGACGAUGUUGCACCGAUGACUGCUCGCAACUUUCGCGAGCUUGCGACGGGACAGCACGGCUUUGGCUACUCUGGCUCGGCGAUACACCGUAUCAUCCCUGGGUUUCUGAUACAAGGAGGAGACAUAACGGUUAUGGAUGGUUCAGGUGGCCGGUCGAUCUAUGGUCGUCCUUUUCGUGAUGAGUCGUUCAUACGGAGGCAUGAUCGCCCAGGACUCUUGUCUAUGGGAAAUCGCGGGCCGCAUACAAACACCUCGCAGUUCUUCAUCACUGUUGCACCUGGUCCCCAUUGUGACGGGAAGAACGUCGUAUUUGGAGAGGUGGUGUCUGGAUUUGAGGUUGUGAAGGACAUCGAGAGGCAUGCUUCUCCGACAGACAUUCUUCGCCGCCCUGAAGCUAGUAUCGUCAUCUCAGAUUGUGGCGUCUUGACAUGA